Messenger RNA from Hordeum vulgare subsp. vulgare (domesticated barley), 561 nucleotides. RefSeq names its product transcription elongation factor 1 homolog. Bases 1 to 330 code for a protein of 109 amino acids. NCBI's taxonomy places the organism in Eukaryota, Viridiplantae, Streptophyta, Magnoliopsida, Poales, Poaceae. Gene Ontology annotation, cellular component: transcription elongation factor complex. Gene Ontology annotation, biological process: transcription elongation by RNA polymerase II. The record is from RefSeq and is a predicted model, not a curated record. The transcript has a single exon. Gene Ontology annotation, molecular function: RNA polymerase II complex binding.
AUGGCGAAGCGCAAGUCGAUGAGCUCCAAGAUGGCGUCGCGGAAGAAGCCGGCGCCGAAGCUGGACACCACCUUCUGCUGCCCCUUCUGCAACCACCCCGGCGGCGUGUCCUGCACCAUCGACCUCAAGCUCUACGUCGCCAGCGCCGUCUGCUACGUCUGCCAGGAGGCCUACCACACCGCGGCGCACCACCUCACCGAGCCCGUCGACAUCUAUCACGACUGGAUCGACGCGUGCGAGAAGGCCAACCAAGGCGUCGACGCCGGGGACUACUGCCUCAAACGACAGCGGCGAGUCGGCAGCGGCGACGACAGCGACAGCGAUGCCUGAUCGAUCGAGUUGUCCGAUUGAUGGAUCGACCUCAUCUUGCGUUGUUUCAGAUGUUUGAUCGUAGUCCUGUAGCUCUGUUGCUGCGCACUGUGCAGACAAGAUUAGAUUAAGCUUGUUGUUUGAGAUGUUUUCGAUAGACAAGAUUACCUUAAGCUUGUUGUCUCUAGAAAACAAUAUUGACACCGUGUGAGAACAAAGGCUCUGCAAGUUCAGUACCUUGUUGUCAGGAGA